AUGGAGGGACAUGGCCUUCCUCAUGAGGUCGCGCCGCCGAUGCCGGAGCCCACGACCACGCCGGCGCUUUCCUUGCACAUCGCUCUGGAGCCCGCCACCUACAUCACUCUGGAGCCGACGGCGAGCACGGCGGACGCGAGGGCCUUCCUGUCGGUGGCGAGACCGACGGACGUGAGGGACUUCCUGGCAACGGCGAGCCUCCGCGUCCUCCCCGGCCGCCGCGCCCGCCCCCGGCGUGGCCGUGCCUGCCUCCAGAGGCCGCGAGGCCGCCACCAGCCCGCCCAAGCGGAGAAGCUGAGAAGCGGGUGGAUCCCUCUUGCCGUCGAUGUGGCCCUCGCAGGAGAAGCCGCGGCUCUGGGCGGCGGACGCGGCUGGAUGCGGCCGGCACCGCUGCUCCCGGCGACGAACACGAUUGGGGAACUGUUCCGCCUCCGCGUCGUGACUGAAGGAAAGGGGGGCGGCUGCGUAACCAACCGGCUGGGACGACUGGGACUCUCGAAGCCCUCUGAAGAGCUUGCAGGUUCCUUCCUGUUCCUUCAGUCCAUAUGUCAUGCACUUGUCAUCGCUGCGAGCAUUGGGAGUGGCAAGUACAACGUGUCCUUUGAGUAA
Miscanthus lutarioriparius is the source of this 609-nucleotide messenger RNA. Lineage: Eukaryota; Viridiplantae; Streptophyta; Magnoliopsida; Poales; Poaceae. The record is from the annotation of a GenBank genome assembly.